Molecule: messenger RNA, 684 nt
Organism: Pseudovirgaria hyperparasitica
Lineage: Eukaryota; Fungi; Ascomycota; Dothideomycetes; Acrospermales; Acrospermaceae
Exons: 2
Coding region: 1-684 (227 amino acids)
Source: RefSeq, a predicted model, not a curated record
AUGUCAUACGAGCGAGAGUGCUAUACAACCCCUGCACCAGGCCCUGGUCAUAGCUCUCUCCACAGCCCCACCAUCCCUUCACCACAUACUCAACCCCCAGUCCCCAUAACACAACACACACGUUCCACAACACCACCAGAACCACCACCCAAUCACCACACCAUGAACAUCCUAAACACCUCCGCCACCCUCAAAAGCUCCUCCCUCCUCCCGCCCGGCGCCUCCAAAGCCCUCGUCGACAGCCUCCUGCGCAACCACGACCUGCUAAUCCGCCUCGACCCGGAGCUCUCCACCUACGUCGAACUGCCCACCCUUGAGAACGCGCCCCAUGCCAAGCUGUACAAGGUAACCGACAUCAUGCAUGCGCUGCCGCGUGGCCUGUGGGACUCCACGGUGAGCUUUGAGGCGCAGAUGAGCAAUCCGGCGGAGGGGUGCUUGGAGUGGAUCAUUCGGGCGCCGCUGGGCUUGGUGCAGACGAGUAUUUGGAGUGUGAGAGAGGGCGAUGAGGUUGGGGUGAGGGAGGGUGGAGGGGAGAGGUUGUGGUUGGUGGAAGAGGUGGAGAUCAAGGGGAGUAGGCUGAUUGUGGGGACGGUGAAGGCAAAAUGUGAGGCCAAUUGGGAGGGGGUGCAUGGGAGGUUCAAGGGGCAUUUGGAGGAUGCUAUGAGGAAGGAAAGUAGUGCAUAG